AACAGGUACUGUCCAUCCAAACUGACAUCGAAAUGUUGGAUUCUGACGACGGAGGACGCGCUGACCUUGAGGAUUUAUACGUCACUACAAAACUAACGAUCCAAGCACAGCUAGUGGAGGAUCACAACAUUUCGCUUGCGGAAACGAGCUGCGUUGUUCAACAUACCAAAAAGCUACCACAACUGAAGUUGCCAACGUUUAAUGGCAAGUAUUCGGAGUACCAGAAUUUUAUUACAUCAUUUAAGCAAAUAAUUUACAAAGAAUAUAGUCUCUCUAAUAUCGAAAAAUUCAAUCAUUUGCGAAAUUCACUUCAAGGUCAGGCUUUAGAAACAGUAGAUGCAUUUCAGGUGACCAACGAAAAUUACCCCAAGGCAUUGGAAAGGCUGAAGGCAAGAAAUCAGAUGAACAAACAAACAGGAAGUGGAAGGAGUCAUUGGAUUUUAAGACGCUGCCGACGUGGGAUGACUGUGUGAAGGUGUUGGAGAGGAAUUGCCAAUAUUUGGAAUCGAUGGACAAUGCAUCCGGUUUUCAGGGAACGAGCAAAGCCA
Rhagoletis zephyria (snowberry fruit fly) is the source of this 548-nucleotide messenger RNA. RefSeq lists its product as uncharacterized. The record is from RefSeq and is a predicted model, not a curated record. NCBI's taxonomy places the organism in Eukaryota, Metazoa, Arthropoda, Insecta, Diptera, Tephritidae.